AUGAAUGAAUUUGCAGCUUUAUAUAUCGAUGUUUGUCAACGUGUUUCAGGUUGUCUUAAGGAGACACUAAAACCGUUUGAUGGUAUAGAUACAGUGGCUACUCAUGGUGGAUAUAAUCCAAUAAAUUUAGAAGAAAUAGGACGUCCUGUUGUCCCACCAAUAAGUUUGUCAUCUACCUUCCAACAGAUUUCUCCUGGUGUUGCAAAAUAUGACUAUUCUAGGUCUGGAAAUUUCUCUCGAGAGUGCUUGGAAAAGUGCAUAGCAUCUCUGGAAGACGGUGAUGACUGCUGUGUCUUCAGUUCUGGUCUUGCAGCCUUAGGAACUCUUAUCCAGACCUUAUCAAAUGGUGAUCACAUUGUUGCGUUCGAUGAUCUAUACGGAGGAAAUGGGCGAUAUCUGCGUCGACUUGCUUCAAAAUCUGGAAUAACAUCGACUUUCGUUGACAUGCGUGACUUGAAAUUGUUUCAACAGGCGUUACAGACGAAUACUCGUUUAGUCCUUGUGGAAUCUCCAUCAAAUCCUUUAAUGCGUUUGGUCGAUAUAAAUGCUGUUGCCUGUAUUGCUCAUGAGUUUAAUAAAGAAAUUAUUGUUGUAGUUGACAAUACUUUUAUGAGUUCGUAUUUUCAGCGUCCACUUGAUCAUGGAGCAAAUGUUGUCUUACACUCCCUCACAAAGUAUAUGAAUGGUCAUUCCGAUGUAGUUAUGGGCGCAUUGGUUACACGUAAUCAAUCAGAAUUACAUAAACAGCUUAGAUUCGUUCAGUUUGCUGCAGGAGCUGUUCCAUCUGCAUUUGAUUGUAUGUUGUGUCUUAGGGGACUACGCACGUUACCAGUACGAAUGAAGGCGCACAUGCGAAAUGGACUUAUAGUGGCUAUGAUGCUUGAGAAACAUCCGCUGGUUGAAAAAGUCUUACAUCCAGGCUUAGAAUCAUUUCCUCAACGAGAUGUUGUAGCGAAGCAGAUGCGUGGUUUUAGUGGUAUGAUAAGUGUAUAUCUGCGGUGCACUGCGGAUCAAACAAAAAUGUUUAUCAAAAAUCUGAAGCUGUUUACGUUGGCGGAGAGUUUGGGUGGUUACGAAAGCCUUAUUGAAAUACCGUCCAUCAUGACGCAUGCAUCAGUCCCAGUGGAGAUUCGUGAGACCAACCACAUCACGGAGAACAUGCUUCGUUUAUCGGUAGGACUGGAAGAUCCAAGAGACCUAUCACUCGAUUUAUACGAAGCAUUAGACAAGCUGAAUCAGGAAAUCCAAUCAAUAUAA
Schistosoma turkestanicum is the source of this 1257-nucleotide messenger RNA. The record is from the annotation of a GenBank genome assembly. NCBI's taxonomy places the organism in Eukaryota, Metazoa, Platyhelminthes, Trematoda, Strigeidida, Schistosomatidae.